This is a messenger RNA of Odocoileus virginianus texanus, 1083 nucleotides long. It is a transcript of the gene NTMT1, whose product is annotated as N-terminal Xaa-Pro-Lys N-methyltransferase 1. Gene Ontology annotation, molecular function: N-terminal protein N-methyltransferase activity. Gene Ontology annotation, cellular component: cytoplasm. The record is from RefSeq and is a predicted model, not a curated record. NCBI's taxonomy places the organism in Eukaryota, Metazoa, Chordata, Mammalia, Artiodactyla, Cervidae.
ACAAACGGGCAUGGGGCUCCCCGUCAGGGCAACCAGGCCCGAGGCAGGGAUGAAUGGCUGGCGGGUUCAGUUACCCCCUCUGGACCUGGGAGGCUCAAGUGGGUCAGGUUUGGGCUGGGGUGGCUCUGGAGUUAGAACUUGGAAGUCUGGGCAGUAAGAAUGCGGUGGGCCUGGAAGCUGCGAGAACCAGCUUUGAGCCUGCGCUCUGCUUCUGCACGCUGUGUGAUGCAGGAGCCACCGCCGCCGAGUUUGGUGCCUGAGCAGAGACGCGGCUGCUGACAGCAUGACGAGCGAGGUGAUCGAGGACGAGAAACAGUUCUACUCCAAGGCCAAGACGUAUUGGAAGGAGGUCCCGGCCACCGUGGACGGCAUGCUCGGGGGGUAUGGCCACAUCUCCAGCAUCGACAUCAACAGCUCCCGGAAGUUCCUGCAGAGGUUUCUGAGGGAAGGCCCAAACAAGACCGGGACCUCAUACGCCCUGGACUGCGGAGCUGGCAUUGGGAGGAUCACCAAGCGGCUGCUCUUGCCUCUCUUCGGAGUGGUGGACAUGGUGGACGUGACGGAGGACUUCCUGGUCAAGGCCAAGACCUACCUGGGCGAGGAGGGCAAGCGAGUGAGGAACUUCUUUUGCUGUGGCCUCCAGGACUUCAGCCCCGAGCCACAGUCGUACGAUGUGAUCUGGAUCCAGUGGGUGAUAGGCCACCUGACCGAUCAGCACCUGGCCGAGUUCCUGCGGCGCUGCAAGCGGGGCCUGCGUCCCAACGGCAUCAUCGUCAUCAAGGACAACAUGGCCCAGGAGGGCGUCAUCCUGGACGACGUGGACAGCAGCGUGUGCCGCGACCUGGACGUGGUGCACAGGAUCGUCCGCAGCGCAGGCCUCAGCCUCCUGGCCCAGGAGCGGCAGGAGAACCUCCCGGAUGAGAUCUACCACGUCUACAGCCUCGCCCUGAGAUGAGCGGGCCGGCGGAACGAGGGACCAGUGUGGGGCCGGGGGAUUGGCAGCCGGGCAAGGCCCAGAAGCGCCACGUCGAUGGUUCGGGAGUGUUGAGCAGGGCCACUAAAUACACCUGUCUGCCGUCCACU